Messenger RNA from Protomyces lactucae-debilis, 192 nucleotides. RefSeq lists its product as uncharacterized. NCBI's taxonomy places the organism in Eukaryota, Fungi, Ascomycota, Taphrinomycetes, Taphrinales, Protomycetaceae. The transcript has a single exon. The annotation marks the transcript as partial. The record is from RefSeq and is a predicted model, not a curated record.
UGUGACUCGAACGAAAACUUGGCGUCGCGGUUGCCUCCCAUGACGGGCGGUAGUUGGAAAAAGUCUCCCGUGCAAACGAGCUGGAUGCCACCCCAGGGCUUUUCAUUCUUGCGGAGUACGCGAGCAAGGGACUCAAGCUUGUCAAACAAGCCUGCCUCAAUCAUGGAAAUUUCGUCAAUGAUGAGCACCUUG